Capsicum annuum is the source of this 5041-nucleotide messenger RNA. RefSeq names its product putative acyl-activating enzyme 19. NCBI's taxonomy places the organism in Eukaryota, Viridiplantae, Streptophyta, Magnoliopsida, Solanales, Solanaceae. The record is from RefSeq and is a predicted model, not a curated record. Gene Ontology annotation, molecular function: protein binding. Gene Ontology annotation, biological process: amino acid activation for nonribosomal peptide biosynthetic process. The transcript is spliced from 17 exons. Bases 144 to 3752 code for a protein of 1202 amino acids.
ACAUUGUCAUUUUGGCUCCUGCCACAGAGCCGAUCUAACCGCCGGAAAAACUUACCUUUCCCCAACAUUCCAAAUAGUUCCAAAUAAGACCGCUCCUUAUACUGUUGUUCGUCUUUGGUUUGUAUAAUACACACUCUACUUCGAUGGUUUCAUACAAUAAGCUUUCUGCUUGUUGUAUAUCUCACGAGUUCUACAAAGUUGCUACGAACAGCCCAAACAAAAUUGCUGUUAUUCAAGCUUGUGGGGGCCUCAAAUUCGCCAAAGAAUUUCAACUUUUUUGCAACGAAAAUGGCGAUGAAGAGACCAUGGAGAAGUUCAAAGAGUAUAUUUCCUCUAAAAGAACGUCGAUUAAUCCUCCGGUUUAUGAAGGUGAUCAGUGCUUCACGUUUUCUGAUGUUCUAUCCGCCGUUGAUUCUCUCAGUUCACGGCUACGACGCAUUCUUGAUGGUCAUGAUGAUGACCCCAAUCUUGUGAAGCCUUCUUCAGUAGUUAAUAUGCAUCAAACUGCAAAUAACUGCAGUUCUAAGGACCAGAUAGUCGCGGGAUCUUCCAAUCAAGGUUCAGAGCAGUAUACACAGCUCCAUAAAACAUAUAACCCAAAAAUAGUUGGAAUAUAUAUGGAACCGUCAGUUGAGUACAUUGUUUCUGUUCUAUCCGUUUUGAGGUGCGGAGAAGCGUUUCUGCCAUUAGAUCCUUCUUGGCCAAACGAAAGGAUAUUAUCAGUAAUAUCUUCUUCAAAAUCUGAUCUUAUUGUGGGUUAUGGAGCUUCAGUUGACAGAACUUGUCAUCAACUUGAUAAAUUACAGAGGCUCAUUCAUAAAGGUUGUUAUUCUGUUUUUUAUAUGUCAAUGGAGGAUUUCAAUCAAAACAAAUCUGACUCAUUGUUAGUCUGGCCUUGUGAAAGCGAAAGGUCGAGAUCAUUCUGCUACUUGAUGUACACAUCUGGAUCCACUGGAAAACCUAAGGGGGUAUGUGGUACUGAAGUAGGUCUUUUGAACCGCUUUUUGUGGAUGCAAGGAUCAUAUCCCUUUGAAAGAGAAGAAAUCCUUCUUUUCAAAACAUCCAUAAGCUUCAUUGACCAUCUGCAAGAAUUUUUAGGAGCUAUGCUUGCUAAUUGUACGUUAGUCAUACCUCCUUUCAAUCAGCUGAAGGAAAAUAUAUUUUAUGUAGUCAAUCUCUUACAGGACUAUUCUAUUAGCAGGCUCGUGGCAGUUCCAUCUCUUAUAAGGGCGAUUCUUCCUGCUCUGCAGAGCAUGUAUUCUUCUACAACUCAGAUUUCCUUAAAACUUCUAAUGCUUAGUGGUGAAAUUUUUGAUAUGUCGCUGUGGAAGUUGCUUGCCAAGUUGCUACCCCAGACUUCUGUUCUUAAUAUAUAUGGAAGCACAGAGGUUUCCGGUGACUGCACAUAUUUUGACUGCAAGUGGUUGCCCACAAUGCUGAAACAAGAUGCUCUGUGCAGUGUUCCAAUAGGCAUUCCUAUUGACAGUUGUGAUGUGGUUCUUGUUGGAGAAAAUUCUCCUGAUGAGGGAGAGAUAUGUGUCGGUGGAAGUUGUGUAGCUUCUGGAUACUUUAGUCAUCCUUCUAUUUUGCCAUUGGAUAAUGUGGUAUUAUUUGAAGAAAUAGCUGAUGCUAAGAACACUGAAAAUGAAGCGAAGUGUUACUCUAGAACCGGGGAUUUUGGCAGAAAGCUUUCAGAUGGAAACCUGGUUUAUAUUGGGAGAAAUGAUCGUACUGUAAAGAUCAGUGGCCAGCGUAUUGCUUUAGAGGAGGUUGAAAGCGUUCUGAGGGAACACCCACAAGUAGCUGACUCUGCUGUGGUUUCUCGUUGUGUUCAAGGAGAUAUUUUACUUGUUGAAGCAUAUUUACUGCUCAAGCAAAAGGAAAACAACCUUGAGGUCUUCAGGUCCUCAAUUAGAUGCUGGAUGGCCAGCAAACUUCCCCCAGCUAUGGUUCCUGCACAUUUCUACUUUGUUGAAUCUUUUCCAAUGUCUUCUUCAGGGAAAGUGGAUUACAAGAUGUUGACUACUUCUGUAGCGUCUGAGGCAGGCAACCAUAUUGAGAUUGAAGAAACUCAAGAUAUCGAUCUCAUUAAUGUUAUACAAAAGGCUUUUUCUGAUGCUCUGAUGGUUGUUGACAAGAUCUACCUUGAUGAUGACUUCUUUGAGAUGGGCGGCAAUUCUCUAUUAGCAGCUCAUGUCUCCUAUAAUCUAGGAAUUAAUAUGAAGGACUUGUAUGCUUUUCCAACUCCAUUAAAACUUCACAAGGCCAUUCGAUAUAAAAAAGUGUCCUCUAGCAAUGAACUUAUAGCUGAUGCUUUAGUGGGAGGGAAAUUGCAAGUGCUAGAAAAAAACAAGCUUCCUUCUAAUAAAUCUUGGAUAUUUGGUCUAGAUAGCAGAACCUCUUUGAGUUUAACCAGUGAUUAUACCGUUAAACGUUUGAAAACGGAUCCAGAUUUGGAUCUUUAUCCCAAUGAUGUUAAUGGAAGAGAUAUGCAUAAUUCAACUUCACCACAGGUUUCAUGUUCUUACAGCCGAUGCAACAAAGUAAGGCAUGAUGCUGGUUGUAAGGGUUACAAUUGCCGUUCGGUGUUGUCUUGGGAAGUUCCACAUGAUAAAAGAGGUUUCAUGCGAGAACAGUGGAUGGUCUACCUGGAGUCUUGUGUUGAUGCAUCACCACUAGUUGUAUUUAAAGAAAGACGUGUUUAUCUGUUUAUUGGAGCUCACUCCCACAAAUUCUUUUGCAUUGAUGCAACAAGUGGUCUUGUUUUGUGGGAGAUCAAAUUACAAGGGCGUGUUGAGAGUUCUGCAGCAAUUCUAGAUGACUUUUCUCAGGUUAUUGUUGGAUGCUAUGACGGAAACAUUCAUUUUCUGAAUUUUUCAAGUGGCAUCCCUUGUUGGAAGUUUCAAACUCAUGGAGAGGUCAAAUCACAGCCAGUCAUUGACAAAGAGAGGCACUUGGUCUGGUGUGGGUCGCAUGAUCAUAAUCUCUAUGCCCUUGAUUAUGAGAAUCACUGCUGCAUUUAUAAAAUUCGAUGUGGCGGUAGCAUAUUCGGUGCUCCUGCACUUGAUGAGGUACAUGAAAAACUCUAUGUAGCAUCCACUAGUGGCAGAGUAACAGCACUAUUUAUUGGGGCUCUGCCAUUUGGUCAACUAUGGGCACACGAGUUUGGAGUUCCUAUUUUUGGGUCACUUUCAAUCAAUCCAUCAUCUGGAAAUGAUGUCAAUUUCAACAUAGCUUGUGGUGUUGCAGUUAUAUGUUGCAUGGUGGAUGGAAGUGCUGUUACGCUGGAUACUGAGGGAUCUGUCAUUUGGAAGGUGAGUACAACUGGCCCAAUAUUUGCUGGGCCCUGCAUAUCUCGUGCACUACCUGCACAGGUAAUUGUUUGCUCAAGAGAUGGCAGUGUCUACUCCUUUGAUUCGGAAAAAGGUGAUUUAUUCUGGAAGCAUGAUAUUGGACAUCCAAUUACUUCGUCUGCCUAUGUUGAUGAACACUUGUUAUUGGCAUGUAUUGAUUCUUCUCUUUCUCAUAGGUUACUCUGUGUUUGCUCCAGUUCUGGAAGUUUACAUGUUCUUCAAGUCAGCUUGAAUUCUGACGUUUCAAAUCAACCAUGUAAUACGGUGCGGGAAUUUGCGAAGUUUGAACUUGGAGGAGACAUCUUCUCCUCCCCGGUGAUGAUAGGUGGGGAAAUAUUUGUUGGUUGCAGGGAUGACUAUGUGCACUGUAUUAGACUCCAGGAAGAAAUACCAAUAUGAUCUAUUACAUCUUAUCUUUUACAUGCUCGAUCUGUGGGUAUACAAACUCCUCAUUAUCAAAUCAAAUAUUGGGAAAGAUGACAUGCGAAUUAUCUGAGGGUUGGACGAUGGAAGAAUCAAGAUCAUGAGGAAACCACGAGCAUCCUUCUGAUGCAGGAAAUGCUAUGGUGAACUUGAGAAAAGAUCUGAUGAAGUGUGCUUCUUGGUGCACAUUAGGUGCCCUAUGAGAUUUUGUCGAACGUUUUGCAUAGAGAACGGAUGGCUCACACCCAGAAAGAGAAAAGGGGUCGGUGUUUCCUCGGUGAAAGGAAUGGUUAGUUUUUAUAUAUCACCAACAAUUUGAAUUGAAGGAGAUACUCGGUGCAAUAUCAUGAAGAUUGUUUGGAAGGACUAAGUAAUGAAUCAAGUCUCUUUCCAUCGUUGUCGCAACACUCAUUGGUCUUCACCUCAAGUGCUUUCUUCAAUGAAUCCAAGUCUACAUUCGCGGAUAAGAAAUCAAGGACUUGUCAGUAGUUUCAGCUAAUGUGCUCACCGUCCAGCUUCAUUAUGACAGAAAGGUGCUCCACUUAAAUCCUGAUGGAUGUUGCUGCCACAAGGCAAUUUCAUUGUUCUGAGAUAACAAUCAAGUCUUUUUCCAACUAAUGUGCUCACCACCCAGCUCCAUGAUGAUCAAAAAGGGGCUUCACUUAAUAGCCAGAUGGUUGACAUUCUGCUCGUCUUUUGGUUAAGAAGUUCCAAAAGCUAGCUCAUGAGGUAGCAAUUGUCCCAGAUCAUAAAAGUAGAUGAUAACUCAAUUCUCUGAACCAAUGUGGAACAUACUAAUAGCUUCUCCUUCGGCCCGGGGCUGGACCGCUGGAACGUAAACAAUAUUACACGGGGAUCCAGCAUUAGGUAAACUAAGAAAGGGAUGGUUCUUGCUUCUAUCAUUUCAACAAAAUGGAUAGUGGACCCAACUCAAUCUCAAAAUUAGCUUACAAGGUGAGAAUUGUAACAUACUAAUACUUCCAAUUCAUGCUUAACAUAUUCCUGUUUUGAGAUGAUUUAUACCUCAAUGCUUCUUGAUAACACUUGGCCUCAUGCAUCAGAUAGAAUGGACCAUGUGUGACAACCACAUUAAUACACUAAUUUUUUUUCUCUAGAAUGUUGUUGAGUGAAUCAAUUUUAGAGGUAAGUGUUUCCUCUUGAUAACCUAUUUUCUUUUAGAAAAUCAACUUUAUCAGUUGAUUCUUUUUGUAAUUAGCGGCUUGUUCAGACAGCUUCUUUUUUAGUUUUCAUUUCCUUUUUUGUUU